UCCGGCCUCGUCAGACGCCUCCCGACCGGGUCCCACGCAACAUGGAGCUCCCCGCCUUCAUCCUCAGCGCCGCGCUGGUGUCCGCCGCCGUCCUGCUGGCCCCCAUCGCGCAAGGCCAGCAGCAGUACGCGCCCCCCGUGAGCGAGAUCUGCCUGGGCUGCAUCUGCGAGGCCGUGUCCAACUGCAACCAGUCCCUGAGCUGCACCGGGGACGUCUGCGGCGUGUUCAGGAUCACCUGGCCCUACUGGGCCGACGCGGGCAAGCCCACCCUGGCCCAGGACAGGCCCGAGGACGAGGGAGCGUACGCGCGCUGUGCCAACGAACCCUACUGUGCCGCCCGCGCCGUCCAGGGCUACAUGGCCAAAUACGCCCAGGACUGCAACGGCGACAGCACGGUCGACUGCUACGACUACGCCGCGCUGCAUCGGCUUGGCGGCUACGGCUGCCGCGCCAACCUGGACCAGGCGUUCCGGGACAAGUUCCACAACUGCAUGGUGCAGGUGUCCAAACUCAACGGCGGCCAGGUCAACUAGGGUCAACCAGGGUCAACCAGGGUCAAUCGGGGUCAACCGGGGUCAACCGGGGUCAACCAGGGUCAACCAAGGCCAAACAGGGUUCGCUCGAAGUGCUCGCCCCGCCGCUCCGUCCGCGGGGUGCGCUCGGAGCGGCCAACAGAAAUGUUGACUCGCUUUAUUUAUUGAAGAAAAAACAGCAGGCAGGCCGCGUUUGUCGGACAAGUUGCGCAGAUAAAACGUCGAAAGGUAAUACGUCAAAAGGCCGAGUGCUGGCCUCGCGGACAAGAGGAAGACCAUUGUACACCGUCGCAGACUCUAGACCAUAGAGGAAGGAAUGACUUUGCUCCAUGAAACUGCCCAACAAGACAGCAACCAUCGAACUUUUUCUACGACUUCUCAACUUGAAAUAAAUCAAUCCAAAAACAAUAUUUUAAUUUAUUUUAAAA
Thrips palmi is the source of this 961-nucleotide messenger RNA. Its product is annotated as invertebrate-type lysozyme 3-like. The record is from RefSeq and is a predicted model, not a curated record. The transcript has 4 exons. Gene Ontology annotation, molecular function: lysozyme activity. Lineage: Eukaryota; Metazoa; Arthropoda; Insecta; Thysanoptera; Thripidae. Bases 42 to 533 code for a protein of 163 amino acids.